CGGUCGCUGCCUGGCGUUUGUCGCAGGAAACCUCGCAGUUUCUGAAAUAAACGUGAUCACACAUGGACUGGGUUUUAAUCAUCUUGGCUUCAGUGACUGCUGUCCUGAACCUCAGAGCCAAGCGGAGGAAGAAACAAGACACCCUCGGUUCCUGGACACUUUGCGAAACAUUCAUCCCGUCAAACUGUAAGGGCACAAACACAGAGCCCCAACAGGACAAUAAAGUAGGAGAAAUCCGCAGAAAGAAAAGGGAUCUGGAAGGAGUGCAAAUGGUGAAUAGAGCUGUAGCAGCUGUCGUGACGAUAGAAGACGCCUCCACUCUGACCCAUGAUGAGAUUCCCCUGAUCAAUCCAGAAAGGCUGAAACAAAAGGAAACGGAUUUAUUUUCCUGUGAUACAGUUUGGGUUGAUCUGGAAAACGCGCGCCGAGAUUAUCACAAAUUGGAAAGAAUUGACAAGGAUUUCGAAACAGCGUUGGAUCAAAUCUACUCAGAUAUCAGUGAAGCACAAUUAAAACUGCUAGAGAAAGAGAUCAUGAAUCUCCAAUGUGAAAAUGUCUCACGACUCUCCCGGACAAAGGCACAGUAUGACAUCGGUGACGAUAAAAUAUCUUCAGUCAAAGAAGCAGGAUUGGAAGAACUUCGAAAAAUCUUCUUCGAAGCAGGAUUUGGAAAAUCAUAUUGGGAAUCGAGGACCAGAAUUGAACUAAAAAAGAAAGAUUUCAUCCAAAUGGAUUUCAACUAUGCAUUGAAGACAGCAAAGACAUCGAUAGAGAAAAAAAAAAAGCGAGAAAACAUCUAUCAAAUUAAUGACAAAGCUUCACCUUUGAAGGAAAAUGCCAAGAAAAAGCUCGAUGCUAAAAAUCACAUUAAACAAGAAUGCGAUGCUACUUCAGAUUUUGAGAAAUUAGUUCUCGAACGAGAUGAAGCUGAGAAAAAUCUACGCAAAGCAGAAGCAGUGAUGAUUUUUCGUCAAGAGGGAGCACUAAAAUUAUUUCUCACACAAAAGGAAGAGAUUGAAAUGGAAGAGAUACUGAAGGAGACAAAAAUUAAUCAACUUAGAAAAACUCUGGAGGAGGAAGAAUUUGAGAUGUGCAAAAAAAUAAACAAAUUGGACAUCGAAAACGAGAAAGAAAUACAAAAUAAGUUGAAGGAAGAAAAAAAGAAAUAUAUGGAGACUCUUAAAAACACAGAACUCCAUAAAAAUCAGGAAGGCAGAAAAUACUUGGAAGAAUCAUUGAAGCUGAAAGUCACAGAACUCAAUAAAUGUCAGGAAACUCUCAACCAAGCAGAAGAAAUACUGCGAAACAGGGAGACAGAAUUACGGAAACAUAAUGAAGCUCGACUAUAUGCAGAACAAUUGAUGGAGGAUUUAAGGAUAGAUCUAAAACGGUGUCAGUUAUCUUUGAAAAAAAGAGACGAAGCCGUGCCUGCAUUGCAGAAAGAACUCAGUGAUUGUAAAAAUAGCCUUGAAACAUCAGAACUGAAAGACUGCAACGCCACACUGAAGAUAACAGAAGAUGAAGUGAAUGUUUUGAAGAAUGAUAUCGUAACCUUCAAGGAAUCAAUGGCAACCACGGAGCUGCUUCGCUAUCAGGAGGAUUUAAGGAACAAAGAAAGUACGCUCGAAGCCAAGAACAAAGAACUCAAAUUGCUUCAGCUUGCCCACAGCAAAGCAGAAAUCACCAGAAGAACAGCAUCCAUGAAAGAUUCAGAACAACUGCUGAACACAAAACACAAGGAACUGAUAGAUUGUCAACAGAAACUAAAACAGAGCGAACUAAACAAGAUUAAGGAAGCAUUAAAGAUUACAGAAAUCCAAAAAUUCAAAGUGGCUUUGAAAAGCACAGAUGAACUAUUGACUGAGAAGAACAAAGAUUUGAAUAGAAUGAACGAAGAUCGUGCCAAGCUGGCACUGAAGGAUUUCCGCACAAGUUUGAACAAAAAAGAACUGAAGAAUUGUCAACAAUUGCUGAAACAGAAAGAAAAGAAACUUCAGGAUACUAAGAAAGAAUUGCAGAAUUCGAAAGAAUUGUUGAGUUCUACAGAAUUGCAGAAUUCGAAAGAAUUGUUGGGUUCUACAGAAUUGCAGAAUUCGAACGAACUCUUGAGUUCUACAGAUCUACAACCAAGAGAGAAAGACACAGUUCGUAACCUACUUCAGAAAGACGCAGAUAUUGAAAACAUGAAAGUGAAACUUAGAGUUGCACAAGGUCAUUUUGAAGAGGCAAGACCAAAGCGUGAUUUGGUAUUCGCGGAAUCAGAAACAGAGUUAAACAUUUGUCGCGAAGCUAUAAAACUGAAAGAUGAUACCAUAAAGGAAAAAAAUCGAAAACUCAGCUAUUUGAGAAACAAAGUCAGGGAAUUGGAGAUCCAGUACUCAGAGAAGGCAGAAGAAAUCACGAAUUUGAAAGACCUUUUGGCUAAAAAAGACCUGAAUAUUUGUCAGAUGAACCUACAAGCAGACAGUGCAGGACGUUCCUUUGCAGAGGGAGAGGUACUUGAAAUCAAAAAAACUCUUCUCGAGUCAGGAAGCGAGUUAUGGGAUCACGAAAUUGAGUUCAACAGUUGCAAACAAAAUCUGCAGUACCAAGAACUGAAAGGAAAGUGUUUAAGUGAUGUUCAGAUUGACCUGGACAAGGAGCAUGAAAUCGUUGCUUUGAAAUUAUCUUUGAAGAACACAGAACUUAUGGAGUGUCAGAAACAUUUGAAGCUUAAAGAGGCAGAAUACUUGAGACAGGACGCAGAAAAGGAACCCAAAGAACCUUUAGACAAAGAUCCAACAGAAAGUACAGACGAAGAUCCAACAGGAAGUACAGACAAAGAUCCAACAGAAAGUACAGACAAAGAACCAACAGGAAGUACAGACAAAGAUCCAACAGGAAGUACAGACAAAGAUCCAACAGGAAGUACAGACAAAGAUCCAACAGGAAGUACAGACAAAGAUCCAACAGGAAGUACAGACAAAGAUCCAACAGGAAGUACAGACAAAGAUCCAACAGGAAGUACAGACAAAGAUCCAACAGGAAGUACAGACAAAGAUCCAACGGGAAGUACAGACAAAGAUCCAACAGGAAGUACAGUCAAAGAUCCAACAGGAUAUGAGGCUGCAGAAAAGGACACAUCAGAAACUACAGGAAAAGACUCCACAACAGCUGAUCACAGAACUUGUCUAAAAAACCUGGCAGAAGCACAGAAACAGCUGAUGACAAAAGAUACAGAAAUCAAGCGUCUUGAAGGAAUAAUUGAAACUACAGAAAAAGGCUCCACAACAUCUGAGAAACAGCUGAAGACAAAAGAUACAGAAAUCAAGCGUCUUGAAGGAAUAAUUGAUAUCAAGCAUCUUGAAGGAAUAAUUGAAACUACAGGAAAAGGCUCCACAACAGCUGAUCACAGAACUUGUCUAAAAAACCUGGCAGAAGCACAGAAACAGCUGAAGACAAAAGAUACAGAAAUCAAGCGUCUUGAAGGAAUAAUUGAAACUACAGGAAAAGGCUCCACAACAGCUGAUCACAGAACUUGUCUAAAAAACCUGGCAGAAGCACAGAAACAGCUGAAGACAAAAGAUACAGAAAUCAAGCGUCUUCAAGUAAUAAUUGAGAAACAACUGAUGGAAAAAGACGCAGAAAUCCUACAACUGAAAGGAGAUGACAUUGGGCAUGAUAUUUGUAAACAGGAACUGGAAACAGCAAAUUUGGCCAAGGGAGAAAGAGUAGUCGAAAUAUCGGUCAGCCAAAGAGAGAAAGCUGAUGCCGUCAACGAAAAGGUUAAUGAAUUAAAAAAGCAACAAAAAAUGUUGGAAAACUUAGAUGAUGCUGUGUUCGUAUCACCUGCAGAUUUGGGUAUCGUCAGAACCAAGUUCAUUAAGGCUGAGGAAACCAUUUUGCUGAAGACAGCAGAAAACCUCCGAUUAGAAAAGUUAUUGAAAGAAACAGAGGAACUACUGGAACAAAAACAAGCAGGUGAUCUGGUUCAGCAAACAAAUAUGGAGUUGAAUACCUGCAAACAACAGCUCAAUGAUGCAGAAAACAAGUUAUAUGCAGUUCAAAAAGAGUUAGCGAGACGUAUACAAAUUGCAGAGAACGAUAUCGUCAUUCAGCAAUCAAUGACCAGUCUGUUAGAGAAAGAUAUCGCCAAUUACAAGCUCAAAGACGAAUUAGCAAGCACAAAAUCGAAGCUGAGACAAACAUUAAAAGAAAUUGAAGAACAUAACAAAGCGAAGCUAUUUUCGAAGUCAACCGACCAUCCGAAAAAGUUUCCAGAUCAGAAACUUAUGAGAGAAAAACGACAAAACACAGAAAAUCUUGCUCUGCGUAGAAUGCUGGAGUCAGUUGAUGAACAAAAUAAGAUGGACACGGAGACGGAUGUCCUUAUUCAACAGAGCAUGAAAAAAAUCAUUCAAAAAGACAACGAAAUUGGGCAACUGAAACAAAUUAUCGAAUCAAAAGAGAAAGAAUUAGCCUUAAAGACAGCAGAAUCUAAGUUGGUUCAAGCAGAGAAAGGGUCAAAACUUGCAGGCAUCCCUAUAGGGUGGAAUAUGCUGAAUGUGAAAAAAGCCUUGGUGAAGCUGGACGGAGAGAGCUCUGACCCCCGUUUCCUGGUGUCUGUGGACGGCUCUUUUGCAGCCUGGGCAGCGGGCGUACGAGCGAGCAGGGAGGAAGGAGGGAGAAAGGGAGGAGGGAGAGUGCAGGGACACGGGACCUGGAGCGUGUGGGGCACAGAACCCCUCGGGCAUGGCAGACAUCGCUGGGAGGUGUGGGUAAACGAAGGCACGGUGUGGACGGUGGGGGUGGCAAAGCGCCCCCUGGCGCUGACGAAAUUCGGCCGAGCCGGGAAAGAGGAGGGCUACUGGGCUGUGAUGCUGUGGAAUCUGAUGGAGGCAGAGGGUAGGGAAAUGGAGGAUGAGGCGAGGCACAAGCUGGUCGGAGGUUGGAAUGGGCAACCGCGCUCGCUAGGCACCAGCAAUCUCCUCCUCCACCAUGCCACCCGUCUGGGCAUCGCGCUGGACUCCGAGUCUGGGACACUUCACUUCUAUAAUCCCAGCGACAUGUCUGCAGCCCCCAUGGCCUCCCUGACCCCCCACUUCACUGGCCCCGUCUACCCUCUGUUCAGGCUGUGGGUGGGCACAGCUUCCAACGCCACUAUCUCCAUCGUCUAGCUCUCUCUCCAGCUCUGUUGCACUCUCUC
Callorhinchus milii (elephant shark) is the source of this 5185-nucleotide messenger RNA. RefSeq names its product nuclear-pore anchor-like. The record is from RefSeq and is a predicted model, not a curated record. The transcript is spliced from 133 exons. Lineage: Eukaryota; Metazoa; Chordata; Chondrichthyes; Chimaeriformes; Callorhinchidae. Gene Ontology annotation, molecular function: protein binding. The coding region runs from base 63 to 5156 and encodes 1697 amino acids.